Molecule: messenger RNA, 2352 nt
Organism: Argentina anserina (silverweed cinquefoil)
Lineage: Eukaryota; Viridiplantae; Streptophyta; Magnoliopsida; Rosales; Rosaceae
Product: luminal-binding protein
Exons: 8
Coding region: 85-2079 (664 amino acids)
Biological process (GO): protein folding
Cellular component (GO): cytosol; nucleus
Molecular function (GO): ATP binding; ATP-dependent protein folding chaperone
Source: RefSeq, a predicted model, not a curated record
AGAAAACCAAUCAGCCACAGCUUCCAUUUUGUUUGAACUACAGAAAGAGAGAGUCUCUUGAGCCUUCUGAGCUUCACUGACGCCAUGACUGGCUCCUGGAGAGCGCGCAAUUCUCUGAUCGUCUUGGCGAUCGUCACGUUCGGCUGUCUUUUUGCAAUUUCAAUCGCAAAGGAGGAGGCCUCCAAGCUAGGAACAGUCAUUGGGAUUGAUCUUGGAACUACAUAUUCCUGUGUUGGUGUGUACAAGAAUGGUCAUGUGGAAAUUAUAGCCAAUGACCAAGGAAACCGUAUCACCCCAUCGUGGGUGGCUUUUACCGACAGUGAAAGGCUGAUCGGUGAGGCUGCUAAGAAUCAGGCAGCUGUCAACCAUGAAAGGACCGUCUUUGAUGUCAAGAGGCUUAUCGGAAGAAAGUUUUCUGACAAAGAGGUCCAGAGGGACAUGAAGCUUUUUCCUUUUAAAAUUGUUAACCAGGAUGGAAAGCCUUAUAUUCAAGUGAAGAUCAAGGAUGGUGAAACCAAGGUUUUCAGUCCUGAGGAGAUCAGUGCUAUGAUUUUGACCAAGAUGAAGGAAACAGCAGAAGCAUUCCUUGGAAAGAAAAUCAAGGAUGCUGUUGUUACUGUUCCCGCAUACUUCAAUGAUGCUCAGAGGCAGGCAACCAAGGAUGCUGGUGUCAUUGCUGGGCUCAAUGUUGCUAGGAUUAUCAAUGAACCAACCGCAGCAGCUAUUGCCUAUGGUUUGGACAAGAAGGGUGGUGAAAAGAACAUCCUUGUCUUCGACCUUGGUGGUGGUACUUUUGAUGUCAGUAUUUUGACAAUUGAUAAUGGUGUGUUUGAGGUUCUUGCCACAAACGGUGACACUCAUUUGGGAGGUGAGGACUUUGACCAGAGGAUCAUGGAGUACUUCAUCAAGUUGAUCAAGAAGAAGCAUGGAAAGGACAUCAGCAAGGACAACAGAGCCCUUGGAAAGUUGAGGAGGGAAGCUGAGCGUGCCAAGAGAGCCCUCAGUAGCCAGCACCAAGUCCGUGUUGAAAUUGAAUCACUUUUUGAUGGAACCGACUUUUCUGAGCCACUGACCAGAGCUAGAUUUGAGGAGUUGAACAACGACUUGUUCAGAAAAACUAUGGGACCAGUGAAGAAGGCCAUGGAUGAUGCUGGCUUGGAGAAGCGCCAGAUUGAUGAAAUUGUUCUUGUUGGUGGAAGUACCAGGAUUCCUAAGGUUCAACAACUCCUCAAAGAUUACUUUGAUGGCAAGGAACCAAACAAGGGUGUGAACCCUGAUGAGGCAGUUGCUUAUGGUGCUGCUGUUCAAGGAAGCAUUUUGAGUGGAGAGGGUGGUGAAGAGACCAAAGAUAUUCUUCUCUUGGAUGUUGCACCUCUUACCCUCGGUAUUGAGACUGUUGGAGGAGUGAUGACCAAGUUGAUCCCCAGAAACACCGUCAUCCCAACCAAGAAGUCCCAAGUUUUCACCACUUACCAGGAUCAGCAGACUACCGUCUCCAUUCAGGUCUUUGAGGGUGAAAGGAGUCUUACAAAGGAUUGUAGAAACCUUGGAAAGUUCGACCUUACUGGCAUUCCUCCAGCUCCAAGGGGUACUCCUCAGAUCGAAGUCACAUUCGAAGUGGAUGCCAAUGGUAUCCUCAAUGUCAAGGCUGAAGACAAGGGCACUGGUAAAUCUGAGAAGAUCACCAUUACCAACGACAAGGGUCGUCUGAGCCAGGAGGAGAUCGACCGCAUGGUUAAGGAGGCUGAGGAGUUUGCUGAGGAAGACAAGAAGGUCAAGGAGAAAAUUGACGCCCGUAACAGCCUCGAAACCUACACUUACAACAUGAAGAACCAAAUCAACGACAAGGACAAGCUUGCAGACAAGCUUGAGUCUGAUGAGAAGGAGAAGAUUGAGACAGCAGUGAAGGAGGCCCUUGAAUGGCUGGACGACAACCAGACCGCUGAGAAGGAAGACUACGAGGAGAAACUCAAGGAAGUCGAAGCCGUCUGCAAUCCCAUCAUCACAGCCGUCUACCAGAGGUCAGGAGGUGGUGAAUCAGCAUCCGAGGAUGACGAUGAUACCCAUGAUGAGCUUUAAACGGUUUUCUACUUUUACAGACCACUUGUUAGAGAGUGGGUGCGGGAAGAGAGAGUUAAGAGGGUUAUAAUAGGUUAGGCGGGUAAGGGGGAGAGGAGAGACUUCACUGUAAUUUUUCUGAUUGUAGAAAAGUUGGAGGAGACUGAAGAAUUUCUGCUCCUUUGGCUUUGGGUUUUUUGUUCAAGUGGUGGAUGAUGAUGAUACAUUACCGGUAAUGUUUUUUGUUAGCACUUGUAAUUUGUUUGCUUUGAUAAAAGAUACACUUUUCCAUAA